AAUUUUGUCCGAUUCCUCUUGUGCAAGCCAAACGAAACGAAGGAGCUAUCAGAAUUGAAAACUAUUGUCAACUACAAAUUCCAAUUGGCGUUCAGCUAAUAAAGGGAGUCUGGAUGUCGGUGGUGGCUGUGAAGUGAAGUGAAGCGAAGUGAAGCAAAGUGAAGUGGCAGUGACUCGAUUUAAGCUCCGCCCUCGCAGCCAAAAGGCAGCGUCUCGGAUGAACGUGGGUGUCUAACGUAGGAGGGAACCCGUAGAGGAAGCUCCUCCUCGUGACAGAGUAUUCUGGCUGUGGUCUCUGUCUCUCUGUUAGCCAGCAGGAAUAUCCGGCAGUUCCCGUGGGAGUAUUAUAGAGGAAAGAAGAAGUGAAGUGUCGCGAGAAGAAGAGAGGAGAGAAUGAUGUGCCGAUGAUAAGCUCGCAGCUAGUCUCUAUCCCAGAAGACAUCCGUACGUCUGUACCUACGUUCGUUCAUCCGUCCGUUCGUUACUACACGCCACCAAGGAGUCCUCCUCUGCGCCUGCCUCCUCUUCGUUGGCCAGUAUCGCCCUUGUCAUCGUCACCGGGUACGGAGGUGCGGACGGCUCCUGUUAACGGGCAGUCUGACCCUCCGAUGAUGCUCGAAAUCGUCGGGUAUUCGGUCAAGUUCUCCACUGUGAUAUAUCCUCCUCUGGAGCACCAAGGAUCAGCCCAUUCGAGGAGAUGUCUGCGUCUUGAUUUUUCAAGGAAACGAGACGGUUCCUAGGUGCUUACGCUUUUUUCUUUGUGAAACUUUUCCAUUUUCGUUACCUUACUUUCAUGUGAUAUCGGGCCGGUGAGCUUUCGAGAGUACGGAACCAGUGCAUUUCGUUCUACGGUAGAAGAAACGAGAAUUUUUUAUUUUUUACAAGUGCAAGACUGAUAAAAAAAAUUGAAGAUCGUUUAUAUUAAAAGUGGAUGGGUCUUUUUUUUAAGGAAGUUUCCUAUUUCAUUCUAUGGGGGAUAAGAAGAAUUUUUUAGACGUUCUUCAUUUUUCAAUGUAAUUCUAUGGUGUUCUAGUCAGAAAGACCUGAGAAACCGGUUCAAUGAUUCGGCAGGCAAUGAUCUAAAUCAAGUGUUCAGUUUGUUUGGAGAGCCACCCUGUGAAUUUCAGUAAAGUCUUAGCUGCGAUACCUUCUCUUCAAACUUUUAGCGUACUUACACUCUCCACGGUGCGACGGGAUCGAGUACUUGAAGAUUUGUUAGAGUAAAUUUAACUAGUUUAGCAACCACGUCGAUUAUCAACAGGUUGAUCGAUUUAACGUCGGUAAUUUUCUUGACGACAAUUAUUGAAAUUGAAAUGAACGAUUGACAAGGUGUUACAAAAAUUGAUGAAUGGUGUCAGUGUCAGUGUACAAUAAUCAACAGUGAAAGGAUGCAACAGCAACAUGAACAACAACAUAACGUUGCUGCUGCUGACUGUUGCUAUCAGCAAUGGGCGACGCAUCAUCAUCAACAUCAACAGUUGCCGCCAGUUCCUUCGCCAAUGCAACAAAUGGAAGCCUGUCUGCAGACCGCCGGCCGUGUAAAGCGUUCCAGAAGUCCAUCCAUGGAGACCCUGAAUCAUGCGACGUCGACGAUCUCGCCGUCGUCGUCGGAUUCGAGAAACGACAACAACAACAACAACAACGAGAGCGGAACAUCCUCGUCACCGGACGAGAGUGCAUCGAAGAGGCCUUUACAUCCUGCACUUGCAGGUGCAGGUGCAGCAUUGGAAGCCAGACCACUGUGGGAGGAGUUUCAUCAGCUUGGAACGGAAAUGAUAGUAACGAAAGCUGGAAGAAGGAUGUUCCCGACUUUCCAGUGCCGAAUAUUCGGGCUGGACCCGAAUACGGAUUACUUGCUGGUGAUGGAUUUUGUACCUUGCGACGACAAGAGGUACAGAUACGCAUUUCAUAGUAGCGCCUGGGUCGUCGCGGGUCGUGCUGAUCCAGUUUCGCCCCCAAGAAUCCACGUACAUCCGGACAGUCCUGCGAGCGGGGCGCAUUGGAUGAAACAACCUGUAUCGUUCGACAAACUCAAACUAACGAAUAAUCAGCUGGACGACAACGGGCAUAUAAUACUAAACUCCAUGCACAGAUAUCAACCCAGAUGUCACGUGGUAGUAGCACCUUCGCCACCUGGAUCAGCGCCCGAUCCACGUACAGAGAACUUCAAGACGUUUACCUUCUCCGAGACGAGGUUCACGGCUGUUACAGCUUAUCAAAAUCAUCGGAUCACACAACUCAAGAUAGCCAGCAACCCGUUCGCUAAAGGAUUCAGGGACUGCGAGCCGGACGAAUGCGAGGCUCCGACUUCCGGUUCUCAAACGGUACAGAAUCCUGCUAAGAGGCCUGCCACCGGUAGCAACGUGCUGCCUACUUAUGGGACUGUACCCGCCGUGCCAAUAGCGUCGAGCAUAUCUACCAUUCCUAAUCCGGAGCAUCAAUUUUAUGGAGCCAGUGCCAGUCAUUGGGGUUAUCCGACGCAUCAAACGCACAUUAACUCAACGCAUUAUCCUGUGCAUCCUCAUCACGCGCAUCCUGGUGCGCAUGCGUCGCCACUUUACGGGCCGCGGUAGCCCACCGACAUGUUUCAUGGUAAUUUCAUUUAUCUUUCGGUGUAUGUCCGAUCGAAUCGUGACUGUACGAAUCGCUUUCGGUUGAAUUGAAUAGUGGCCAAAGUUACUUAAAGGUUUCUUGUACUUUCUUUGUUUAACUAAAAAAAAAAGAAGUGGACACACUCGUACUAUCCAAAAGUUCCCAAUAGAGGAUACAAAAGCCAAAGAUUAAAAACUCCAAUGAUAGGUAUAACUUUUGUUGUCGUUAGAAUACCAAGAAAAAUUAUGCCAAAGUUAAUUAACCGCCGAGUUACUUAAAUAAGCUGUUGCCUUAUAGUCGUUUUAUGGGAGUGAUUGAAGUUGAGAAAAGUGGAGGACGAAUAAAUUCGUCUGGACCCGCUAUAAAAGUUUAAGUCUCUUAAUUUAUUGAUAUACUUUUAAGUGUACUUAAGGACAGCAAAGAAGAUAUUAUAUGGACUUGGACAAUUGUCACUGGAUGGAAGUUAUAUACCUGGUGCCUUAUUAAGUGCCGUUCACAUGUUAGUAUCCAUGGGAUUGCUAAUAGCCAAGUAUUGAAAAUGCAACGACGAUGACGAGGGGGUGUAGAAAGUAUAUUUUUUAGAUAAGUCGCCAAUGAUAGCGAGCACCGUUAAAUUCCCGAAGAAAGCUCGCGCGAGGGUCUCGGAGGCACACUUCGAGAAACAAAGUGCCUUUUGUAGGAGCAAAGUGUCUAUUUAUAUAGGGUGUCUCAAAUGCCAAACGAGCACGAUGCCGCUCGAGCCAAGACGGGAAUGUAAACGUGGCGUGACACCCCCCGAGAGGACGCUAAGUGCCUUAAUAAAUUAUACUCAAGUAUUGCGCUAUCAUACUUUAGUUUUACAGUCUAGAUCGUUAAGCACAAGUAUUAACUUUGUAUAACGAGAGAGAUUGCGGAUAUAUUGUACUGUAUUAUAUACAUAUAUGUCAGAACCAGUCAAAUAUAGAGACUAUUAUUAUUAAA
Molecule: messenger RNA, 3552 nt
Organism: Cephus cinctus (wheat stem sawfly)
Lineage: Eukaryota; Metazoa; Arthropoda; Insecta; Hymenoptera; Cephidae
Product: T-box transcription factor TBX10
Exons: 5
Coding region: 1389-2573 (394 amino acids)
Biological process (GO): regulation of transcription by RNA polymerase II; positive regulation of DNA-templated transcription; cell fate specification
Cellular component (GO): nucleus
Molecular function (GO): RNA polymerase II cis-regulatory region sequence-specific DNA binding; DNA-binding transcription factor activity, RNA polymerase II-specific
Source: RefSeq, a predicted model, not a curated record